Molecule: messenger RNA, 918 nt
Organism: Caenorhabditis remanei
Lineage: Eukaryota; Metazoa; Nematoda; Chromadorea; Rhabditida; Rhabditidae
Exons: 5
Coding region: 1-918 (305 amino acids)
Source: RefSeq, a predicted model, not a curated record
AUGUCUGAACAAUUUAUUGUGUCAUUAAUCACUUUUGUGAUCAUGUCAUUUGGUACAUUGGCUAAUCUCUUCGUGUUUCUGGCAGCUGGAAAAAUGGGUUCAAUGAACAGUUCAUUCGGAAUAAUCACUAAAAAUCAAGCAAUCUGCAACAUGGUUAUGUGUCUUAUAUUCCUUUUGUAUGUUUGCCCAAUGCAAUUGAGCAACUCUCAGCCCCUAGUCAAUUAUUCCCGUUUUCUGGGUCUUUCCGCUAUGACAGUCUACGAAGUUUCUAAUCAACUUCAUCUUCUCCUUGCAUUGAACCGUCUUUGUGCAGUGUUUUGGACAUUUCAUUAUGAUCAAAUUUUCAACAAAUUCAAUACAAACCUCAUGAAAAAUGUUGCUUGUCUGAUAGCUAUUACGAUGUGUAUUGGAUUUUAUGAAGUCCUCGGUUGCCACUUUUCGUACAAUGAUAUUUCAUGGACUUUUGUUUUUCUGAAUACUCAAAACUGCUCUACAAUAACAUGGUACUCUGACUUCAUAUUGAAUAUUUCCAUGGUUGCACUGACUCUCAUUAUCAACUUAUUAACUGCUUACAAAGCUGGAAAAGAUAGUCGUAACUUGUUGAGUUCCGUUGGAGUUCAGAUGUCAAAAGAACAAAAACAAAGAGAGAACAGUUUCAUUCGUCAAUCAUUUUUCCAAGGAGCAUCCAUUUUCGCUGGACAAGUUACAUAUUAUGUUACAGCUCCAUUGGUCUCUAAUUCUAUAUUAUUGUUUUUGGAUGCAAGUCUUUGGGCAUUCAUGCAUGCAGUCGAAGGAGGAAUCAUACUCGCUUCGAAUAAGGAAAUGAUUUCGGUGGUGAAGAAAAAGCGGCGUAGAAUCAAUUGCAUCGGUGUUCGUGUUGAUGUUCUAGAAACUGCCAACGAUGUGGGUAUCACUUGA